GUUGGCGGUAAUUUGAAAAAGGAGCGUCUGUUGUUAUUUUCCGUGACUUGGAGAUACAUCUCUGACAUUUACAAAUUAUGGCCGAGUUGGAGGCAGGUGUGGUGGCGGAAGAGGCUCUGUCAGAGACCGCUCUCAAUGAGCUCAUGGAGCAGUGUGAGGACCAGUUCACCCUGCUGGAGAAGCUUCAGAAUGAGAUCAUACUGUCUGAACCAGAUGCAUGUGAGAAUCCUCAAGACCAGGCAGUAAAUCGACUGAUGGCAGCGGAAGCUGAACUGAAGCAGUGGCUGUCAGUGGAGCCUAAAUUGCUGGCAUCAAAUUCAGAAGUUUUACUCAAAGCUGGAAAAGAAGAGAUGCUCAAACUGUGCUCGGAACUUGAGAUGGGUCUUUCUUGCCAGGAAGCAAAGAGAGACAAACUGAAAGAAACCAAAGAACUUGAACAGAAGUGGUUGGAGGAGAAGACACAAGUGCUGAUAGCUGCCAAAAAACACGUUGAGCAAAGACAAAUAGAAAAGGAGAAAGCAUCAGAGCACAGUAUAUUGCUGGACACAAAAACUCAAAUCCAGAAGGUGAAUGUGUACCAGGAGAGGUUGAUGGAGUGUCUGUCGGAUGUUCUGGGGAAGCACAUCCCUCUGCCUCAGUACGAGUCCAGCACCAACAAGAAGAAGAAGAAGAGCAAUACCCAGGAGUUUGAUAAAGACAUGAUUUCCCUCAAUGAAAUUCUCGAG
Messenger RNA from Notothenia coriiceps (black rockcod), 725 nucleotides. It is a transcript of the gene cenpk, whose product is annotated as centromere protein K. NCBI's taxonomy places the organism in Eukaryota, Metazoa, Chordata, Actinopteri, Perciformes, Nototheniidae. Gene Ontology annotation, biological process: mitotic sister chromatid segregation; kinetochore assembly. The transcript has 9 exons. The record is from RefSeq and is a predicted model, not a curated record. The annotation marks the transcript as partial. Gene Ontology annotation, cellular component: nucleus.